CUGCCGGAGCGCUCGCUCGCAGGCGCCGCCGCGCCGCAGUCCUCAGUGAGCGGCGCCUGGGCUCGCAGGUCCCCGCCGCGACGCGCCACGGUCCUGGUCCCCGCCCGCGCCUCCCCCCGCUUCGCAAUGAGGGUCCUGAGUGGGCGCUGCGGGGCGCUACUGGCGUGCCUCAUCCUAAUGCUCCCGGUCUCCGAGGCAAACUUUUUGUCAAAGCAGCACGCUUCACAAGUCCUGGUUAGGAAACGCCGUGCAAAUUCUAUGUUUGAAGAAACCAAAAAGGGUAAUCUUGAAAGAGAAUGCAUUGAAGAAUUGUGCAAUAAAGAAGAAGCCAGGGAGGUCUUUGAAAAUGACCCUGAAACGGAUUAUUUUUAUCCAAAAUACUUAGGUUGUCUUGGCUCUUUCCGAGCUGGAUUGUUCACUGCUGCACGUCAGUCCACUGAUGCUCACCCUGAUCUCAGGAGCUGUGUCACUGCCAUUCCAGACCAAUGUAGUCCUCUGCCAUGCAAUGAAGAUGGAUAUAAGAGCUGCAAAGACGGCCAAGCUAGAUUCACUUGCAUUUGUAAACCAGGUUGGCAAGGAGACAAGUGUGAAUAUGAUAUAAAUGAAUGCAAAGAUCCCUCAAAUGUAAAUGGAGGUUGCAGCCAGAUAUGUGAUAAUACACCUGGAAGUUACCACUGUUCCUGUAGAAGUGGUUUUUUUAUGCUUUUAAAUAAAAAGGACUGCAAAGAUGUGGAUGAAUGCUCUAUAAUGCCAGACAUUUGUGGCACAGCUGUGUGCAAGAACAUCCCGGGAGACUUUGAAUGCGAAUGUGCUGAAGGCUACAGAUACAAUCCUGUAUUAAAGUCUUGUGAAGAUGUGGACGAAUGCUCUGAGAACAUGUGUGCUCAACUUUGUGUCAAUUACCCUGGAGGUUACUCUUGUUAUUGUGAUGGGAAAAAAGGAUUCAAACUUGCCCAAGAUCACAAGAGCUGUGAGGCUGUUCCAGUGUGCCUUCCCUUGAACCUUGACAAAAAUUAUGAACUACUUUACUUGGCAGAGCAAUUUGUAGGCGUGGCUUUAUAUUUAAAAUUUCGUUUGCCGGAAAUCACCAGAUUUUCAGCCGAAUUUGAUUUCCGGACAUAUGAUUCAGAAGGUGUUAUACUGUAUGCAGAAUCUCUUGACCGCUCAGCUUGGUUCCUGAUUGCACUUCGUGAUGGAAAGAUUGAAAUUCAGUUUAAGAAUGAAUUUACAACCAAAAUCACAACUGGAGGCAAAGUUAUUAAUGACGGUCAAUGGAAUAUGGUCUCUGUGGAAGAACUAGAACACAGUAUUAGUGUAAAAAUAGCUAAAGAAGCUGUAAUGAAUAUAAAUAAACCCGAAAGCCUUUUUAAGCCUACAAAUGGAUUUCUAGAAACUAAAGUAUAUUUUGCAGGAUUACCUCGGAAAAUGAAGAAUGCCCUCAUUAGACCGAUAACCCCUCGUCUAGAUGGAUGUAUACGAGGCUGGAAUUUGAUGGAUCAAGGAGCUUCAGGAGUAAAUGAAAUUAUUCAAGAAAAACAAAGGAAGCAUUGUCUUGUCACUGUGGAGAAGGGUUCCUACUAUCCUGGUUCUGGUGUUGCUCAAUUUAGCAUAGAUUAUGGUAAUAUAUCCAAUCCUGAGGACUGGCAAGUAAAUGUGUCCUUGAACAUUCGCCCUUCCACGGGCACUGGUGUUAUGUUCGCCUUGGUUUCUGGUAACACUGUGCCCUUUGCCUUGUCCUUGGUAGACUCUGCCUCUGAAAAGCUUCAGGAUAUCCUCCUAUCUGUUGAAAAUAUGGUAAUGUUUCGGGUAGAGGCCAUCAGUCUGUGUUCCAAUCAGCAAUUCCAUCUGGAAUUAAGAGUCAACAGAAACAAUCUGGAGCUGUUCACUCCACUUAAAAAAGACAUCAUCUCCUCUGAAAACCUUCAAGGACAGUUGGCCAUUUUGGACAAAGCAAUGAAAGGGACAGUGACCACUUACCUGGGUGGCCUUCCAGAUAUUCCAUUCAGUGCCAUACCAGUGAAUGCCUUUUAUAAUGGCUGUAUGGAAGUGAACAUUAAUGGUGUUCAGUUGGAUCUGGAUGAAGCCGUUUCUAAGCAUAAUGAUAUUAGAGCUCACUCGUGUCCAUCAGUUUCAAAAAGCACAGAGAAUUCUUAAGGCUUCUUUCCUGUACUGAUAAUACAUUUUUCCUGUAUGUAAUUAUACUUAUGUUUCAAUAAUAGCUGAAGGGUUUUACCUGCAAUGUACAGACCUUGAUUUUUUUUAUGGUACUUUGGCUUUCCUGGAAUUUUAAGAAAGGUCCUUUUUCAAGAAGAACAAGAUCCUCUUGUGGUACAAAUCACAUUUAAAAUUCUUACCUCUAUUGCUGCCUAGAAAUUAAAUAAUGAAAUAU
Messenger RNA from Zalophus californianus (California sea lion), 2389 nucleotides. RefSeq names its product protein S (gene PROS1). The record is from RefSeq and is a predicted model, not a curated record. Bases 127 to 2154 code for a protein of 675 amino acids. Gene Ontology annotation, molecular function: calcium ion binding. The transcript has 15 exons. Gene Ontology annotation, cellular component: extracellular region. NCBI's taxonomy places the organism in Eukaryota, Metazoa, Chordata, Mammalia, Carnivora, Otariidae.